AACUACUAACACUAAUCUAAUAGUACCAAUAAAGGUUGUCAAACCCAUGACGAUUCUGAGGAAUCAAGAGAAUCCGGCGUCUACUCUGGCGUCUAAUUUACAUAUCUUUAAUGCUCAUAUAAUUCCAUUUACUUUAUCUACUACGUCGACUUCUAUUAAUAGCCCAUCCCAUCGGAAUCAAUUAGAUAUAUCCAUGGUAUCACCAAAUUUAAACCAUAAUGGUAACCAGGGUCAAAUCCAAGUAUCCAAACCAAAAAUUCGCGUGUUCUCCGAGAGCGACAUCUACCGAAAUCCAUUAACUAAUGGUACUAAUGUCGCACCGCCUCCUCCACCUCAUACAACGUCAUUACCUCAAAUAUAUGGUAUAAGUGAAUUAGAUACUGCGCCUACUCAAAAUCAUAGUCAAAGUCAUAGUCAAAGUCCAAGUCAAAGUCCAAGUCAUAUUCAAAGUCAUAACCAAACUCAUAUUUCACCUACUUCUAAAGACCGAAAUAGUAUGGACUCGGAAAUAUCAGCUAGUCUGGAUGAUUUCUUAUCAUUAACUACCGAAUUAAUAGAAGAAGAAGAUGAAGAAGAAGAUCCAAAUCAUGUUAAUGAAAUUGAAGAUAAUGAUGGAUUUAAUUUUCAAAGUACUCCCUUAAUAGAGGCAACAUCUCAUAAUGAUAAAUCACUUAAUAGUCAUGAUAAGACAGUAGAAGAAUUUCAAGAUAUGCCAUUAUCAAGUAAUACCCUUCCAUAUCCUUCAGAAAUUGGGAUUCAUACAUUAUCAAUUGAUCUGAUUGAUAAAGUUAUACCUUUACCACCAAUAAAGGAUCCUAAUCAAGAUACUUCUCCAACAGCAUUAACUACUUAUUUAACUAAUUCAACUUUACCUAAUGAUGUAAAUAGAUAUAGUCAAAGUUCAGUAGAGUUAUCUCAAAACUUUACUACUGAUAAACUUCAUGAAUUUAAACCUCCAAUAAGUCAUGGAUUAGUUAAUCAUGUUCGUCAAAGUUCAGAAUCUUCAACAAUCUCUAAUGCAUCUGCUACUUCAGUUUCAACUUUACCUCUGGAAAGAUCUAAUAAAGAUAUGAGAUUUGUUAGAUAUGCUAUGAAUACUCGAACUUCAUCAACCAGUGGAUCUGGUAAAUGGCUGAUGCCAAAUGUAUUAAAAUGGUUAGAAGAUAAUGGAUUUAAUAAUUCAUGGAAAGAAGUAUUUAAAAAGAAUGAAAUAUCCGGUAAUAGACUCCUAGAUUUAGAAAAUUAUGAUGUUAAUUCUCCAACAUGGCAACAAUUUUCAAAAUUAUUAAUUAUAGAUGGACCAAUUAAUAGUGUAGAAAGAUUUCUAGAAUUACUUAAAAAGGAAAUCUUUAGUUAUGAAUUAGAAAAUUUACAACAUAGUCGGAAAACUUCAGAUUCUCUGAUUUCACUGGAUACUUUAGGUACUACAUUAUCAGAUUAUGGGAAACCACCUAGUAAUUAUAGCAAACGUAGAUCAGUUGCAUCAUUAUCUCCUUCAGAUUCUACAUUUAAUUUAGGUUAUGGAAAUUUAAAAUCAUCAAAACAAAGACCCUUUUCAUAUAUUGAUCCAAGUACAUUUAAAAAUUCAGGUUUAGAUUUUGCAUCAUCUGUAUCUUCUAAUUUUUUAAGAAAACAUAAUCGAACAAGAUCUAAUGAAGGUAGUACUCAAAAGGAUAAUGGAGGAAUUAAUAAUGGAUCGAAUGGUAAAAGUCAUAAUGAUGAAAGUCCAACUUCUAGAUUUCUUAAGGCUACAGCCUUUGGUCAAAGUACCAAGACUCCUAAAGAUUCCAAAAAGGGUGGAUUUAUUAAUACUCUUAAGAAAUAUAGCGUUGAUAAAUCAUCAAAACUGAAACUUGGCCAUAGUUCUAAAAAAUCUGGAGAAACAACUAUUCCUCAAACAGUUCAAGAAAUUUCUCCUGAAAUGACACUAACAUCAACAUCAAUAUCAGCAUCAACAUCAACAUCAUAUAAUAAUGUAGAAAAAGUUAUUAUAAGACUGAAUGGUCGUAUUAUAAGUCCAGUGGAUGGACCAAAGACUUUACCUAGUCCAAUUGAAAUUCCUAGUCCAAGUCCAAGACCAAGUCCUAUUGAAAGUGCUCAUACAACAUAUAUUAAUCUUGAAGAGAAAUAUUUACCUAAGGCUAAAGAACAAAAAUCCAUUAUAACUACAACCACCAUAUUAGUUAGUGAUGAUAAUAAGAAAUUUAUACCUGUAUUAUUAUCAGAUAAUGAUAAAUUAAGUUAUACAGCCAUUAAAUUAAAAGUAAUUGAUUCAUUAGGACUUGUUGAUCCAGAAGAUGUUACUUUCCAUUUAACAGAUUUUGGAGCUGAAGAAGGUUUAGCCUUACCUGAAGAAAUAUUAUUACAAGUAUUAAAGACUCAAGAUACUUGUAAACUUGUAAUUCAUCAUUCAGUUCAUUCACCAGAUACUACAGCUUUUUCAACUACUUCAUCAGAUUCAAAAUCUUUUGAAUAUAAUCAUACACCUCAAUAUCUUCUUGAAAGUUCAAAAGAUAAAGAUACAGAUUAUUUAAAUUUUAAGGGAGAUUAUAUGUUACGACAAAUUCAUGCUAAACGAAAUGUUUUAGAUGAUAUUGCUAGUAAAUCAUAUAGAAAACAUUUAAAUAAUCAUGAUUUCCCUAUGCAUUUAGAAAUCCCAGCUAAAAGAAUCAUAUCCAGUGAAUCUAUUAGAAAAGAUGAACUGCCAUCUUCAUCAUUUAAGAUUCUACCUCCUCGAGAAAAUUUAAUUGAUUUUGAAAAGAGAAGAGAGAAUAAACAAUUUCAAACUGCUCCCAAACCAAUUGCAACUAUACAAGAUUCUUCAUUAACUGAUGCUCAUAGAUCUCCUGUAUCAGCAACUACAGUUUCAAUUUUAAAAGAUGAUAAAAAGAGUCCCAUUGGUCCAAGUAAUUUAUCAGUAUUUGAAGGUCAAUCUCGAACUUCAAGUGAUAAAGAUAAGGAUAAAGGUAUAGUACCUAAAAGAAAGGCUCCACCACCUCCACCACCAGAUCUUAGAAGAACUAGUUCAAUUCUGAGAAGAAAUAGAAAAUCAUCUAUCUCUAGUAUUACUAGUUCACUUAUAGAUCGAAAAUAUACUUCCAGUAGUAGAAAUUCCAGUAUUAAUUCUCGAAGAAAUGAAGAUUUAUUUAAAGAAAAUACCAUUAUUUUUGAUGAUGUAGCUAUAUCAGAUAUUAAACCUGAUAGUAUAGGUGAUGAUCAAUUCUUUAUUAAACCUGCCAUUAGAAGGUUUUCUUUAAGAGAUAGAGCCAAUAGUAAUCUAAAUAAUAAUCCUUUAGGUGUUAGACCUCCUAUAUUGGAAGUAUAUGAGAAUUUUGAUAGAUAUUUCUCAGGAACUGAUCUUGAAAAGCCGAUAAUUAAUGAACCUACGUCUACACCUAAUCCCAAUGCCAAUCCCAAUUCCGAUUCCAAUUCCAAUUCCAAUUCCAAUGCCAAUGCCAAUGCCAAUGCCAAUGCCAAUGCCAAUGCCAAUGCCAAUGCCAAUGCCAAUGCCAAUUCUAAUUCAAAUUCUAAUGCUUCUGAAUUAGUUCCAAGUAGGAAACCUACAAUUUCCAGAACAUUUUCUAAUGCCAAUAAGUCUCCUAUAACUCCAAAGGAAUUUGAACCUGAAGUAGGUAAUGGUAAUUUUGGUAGAGGUAGAUUAAAAUCUAUUCGAGCUGCUUGUAUUGAAGCCAAGCAUAAUUAUAAGAAUAAUAAAAGCAUAAAGAGAUCAAAUACAAAACUUUGGGGUACUAAAGGUAUUGAACUUACUGGACUUGCAGAAGUUAAGUAUGUUGGAAAUAGUCAGAAUGGAGAUUUUAAAGAAUUUGCUUGGAUUAAAGGUGAUGAGAUUGGUAGUGGAUCAUUUGGUACAGUAUAUUUAGGAUUUAAUGUUACUACUAAAGAAAUGUUUGCUGUAAAGCAAAUUGUAUAUAGUCCUAAAUCACAAAUUUCAGUUGAUUUAUUAAAGGAAGUAGAAAAUAUGAAAGAUUUACAUCAUGAAAAUAUCGUUCAAUAUUUAGGACAUUCACAAAGAAAUAAUGAAUAUAAUAUCUUUUUAGAAUAUGUUCCUGGAGGAUCUAUUGGAUCAUGUAUUAAGAGUGUGGGUAAAUUUGAUGAACCAUUAGUAAGAUUUAUUAUUAAACAAGUAUUAUCUGGUUUACAAUAUCUUCAUGAUAAUGGAAUAUUACAUCGAGAUUUAAAAGCUGAUAAUCUAUUAUUAGAUGAUAAAGGUACUUGUAAAAUAUCUGAUUUUGGAAUUUCUAAACGUUCAAAAGAUAUAUAUGCUAAUGAUAUGAAGAAUUCAUUUAAGGGAACUAGAUAUUGUAUGGCACCAGAAAUCUUUAAAAAUCGGAAUUAUGUUGGUUAUAGUGCUAAAGUUGAUAUUUGGUCAUUAGGAUGUGUUGUUAUAGAAAUGUUUACUGGUAAACGACCUUGGUCAGGUACUAAAUCAGCUGAACAAUUUGUUGAAGAUAUUGAACGGAAAUUAUCUCCCGAUGUAUCUAUGUCAUCAGAAGCUAUGAAAUUUAUUAUGAGAUGUCUUACUAUUGAUUCUGGUAUAAGGCCAACUGCUCAACAAUUAAGUGAUGAUGAAUUUACUGUACCCGAUCCAAAUUUUACAUUUGAAACUACUAAAUUAGCUGAAGCUAUUCGAGCUAGAAAUAAAUCUUAAAUAGGUUAACAUGUAUUUAAUCUAUAUAUA
Molecule: messenger RNA, 4699 nt
Organism: Scheffersomyces amazonensis
Lineage: Eukaryota; Fungi; Ascomycota; Pichiomycetes; Serinales; Debaryomycetaceae
Gene: BCK1
Product: mitogen-activated protein kinase kinase kinase
Exons: 1
Coding region: 47-4669 (1540 amino acids)
Biological process (GO): protein phosphorylation
Molecular function (GO): protein binding; ATP binding; protein kinase activity
Source: RefSeq, a predicted model, not a curated record